This is a messenger RNA of Xyrichtys novacula (pearly razorfish), 21314 nucleotides long. Lineage: Eukaryota; Metazoa; Chordata; Actinopteri; Labriformes; Labridae. The record is from the annotation of a GenBank genome assembly.
UCCCCGGACUGUGUGCAUCACCCUCACUCUCCCCCCUCCUCUGUGAAACAAACCCAGUCUCAGUUCGUCAUUGGUUCCUUUUGGAGGUUGGGCUUUAGGUCGUCCGUGGGUCCACCUCCAUCGUUGCGUCAGCUGCAUUAUAUUUACCGAAACACUGAAGCUCACGUCCCGAGGAAGCUUUUCCAAAGAGCUGGACAGGAGCGAGAGAAAAACACUCAUAUCCAGGAAAACUUUACACAUCUGCGCAAAGUUCUGAUCCAAACUCUGGGACAUCCAGGAGAGAGGACCAGAACUCCAACUACAGCUGAGAGAGACACACACAGAGAAGACUCGUCAAACCUCUCUGUCUGACUAAAAACUGAAAACUUCUUUUAACGGAACAAACCUCGAAAUGAGUGAGUGCUAGGAUCUGUGAGACCCCGAGGAAGUUCUUCAAGUUUGACCCAAAAAGACAAAGACAAGGACUCUUGAUAAGAUCGAGAAGACCCUGAAGACACAGCCAUGGACACGGGAAAGGUAUUUACAUUUUUCAGUCUCUUUAUUUCUGCACAGAGUGUGAAAAUAAUCCUGUCAGACCGGUUCUCUGCGCUGUCAGUGAGUCCUGGAGAAAACGGGUUCAGCGGGUUCAGGUCUAACCAUGAGGUCUUCACUGACUCCCAUGUGCUGCUAUAGAAGCUGAUGAUGAUGUAGACAGGAUCUAUGUGACCUACUUCUCUGUUUACACUCUAAACUUCUCUCCUCUGCUCUGUUUAUAAGCUUAGAUGUCAUAAAUCGUCCAUUUUGUGAAGUUUUAUGGCGGUUUAACCGACUAAAUACUUUACAUCUCAGUGGCCAAUAACGCAAACCAACCCAAACGAAACCUAACCCAUUAUUUUCCUGUUUUUAUUUAACCUUCCCAUCGUUGCGUAAUUUUAAACUUUUUCCGGAACAUUUUAAAUAAAUUUGACUUUAAACCCACUUUGACGUCAUACGGGUAGGGGUACGGGGAUGCUUUGUCACGUCUCGCGCCUUGCUCUCGUGAAUAGGGGAGACUGGGGUAAGUUGAGUCACCCACUGUUUCUUGGAAUUGGUUAAAUAAAUUGAUCAUGUGACCAAAUAUUGAGGAGAUGGUCAUCAAUUCAUGGAGUCUGUGAAGGUUCAAAGCACAUGAGUGAAGGGGAUAGACAUUUAUUUACAUAAAAAAACAUUUUUCACUUUGUAAAGUGAAUUCAGUCUGUUAUCAAUUUGAUUAGAAUUGUGAAAUGGCUGAUAAGGCGCCAGAGAUUUGGCAAUAUGAGAUGUACUGUCAUGGGACUCAAAGACUCGAUCGAGUUAUUAUUGAUUAUGGACAAUAAACGAUACUCUCUGUAUAACAUCUGAAGCAUCAACAAAAGCAACAGAGAUAAUUUGAACACAUAUAUGUGUCUCUCUUUCUCUAAUGCCUUGCUCUGAGAGUAAGGUCUUGUUUUAUUUUGAUACUGUGGAUACUGUUAACAUGAAUAUGGGAGACUGGGGUAAGAUGAGCCACCUCCUGUUUCUUGUCAAUGGUUAAAUAAAUUGAUCAUGUGACCAAAUAUUGAGGAGAUGGUCAUCAAUUCAUGGAGUCUGUGAAGGUUUGAAGCACAUGGGUGAAGGGGUUAGACAUUUAUUUACAAAAAAAAACAUUUUUCCCUCUGUAAAGUGAAUUUAGUCUUUAGUCAUCAGUUUGAUUAGAAUUGUGCUCAGACCAAAUAAGAUCAUUGUAUCUCUUUAAUGCCCGACAUCACAAAUCAAGGCUUGAAAAUUCACAUCUUUUUGGAGCUGAAAUGUUUAUUUUAUUUACUACUGAAAACCAAAAUAAUCAAAAUGUCCUUCUAUAUUUUGAAGACAGUUCUGUUUACACUCACUUUGUUGGUUUGCAGGGAUGAACAACAUCCUGAAAUAUCUGCAGAGACACGAGUUAGAGACAAAACUAGGACUGACUUGAUGUAGUGAUUCCAAAUAUGAACAAUGGAUCAUCUUAUCCCACUCUCCCCUACUGUAGGGGAUGAGAUGAGGUGGUUUGUCACCCACAGUCAAGAUGGUCUUCCUGCUAACUGGCUACGUGACUAAAGUUUGGCAGAGUUAUUAAUAGCUGCUGCUUUUAAGAGCCUCUUAGGGAGGGAGGCACGCUGAUACCAGUGGAAGAAUCUGAAUACAUAUCCGAACAGUGAAAUAACAUCCAGUAACACAUGAAUAAUGUUAGAUCAGCUGUCAGGACCAGGACAGAAACGUUAUACUCUGUGAAUAUGUUUGCUAACAGGUCGUUUACUGUCGCUUUAAAAUGAACAUUAUGAACAUUUCAUUUUAUCUCCAGUGAUUGAUCUUUCAUCCUUCCUACGAUCUAAUCAAUAACUGAUCAUUUACACACAAGACAUCCUCUGACUUCACAUUGUGUCUUAGUUUUGGACUGUGAUGCUCCUUGUUCUGGGAGCAAACAUGACUUAUCAGUGUCUGAUACUGCUGUCUCUGUGCUCACAGUUACACAGCAGACGUUCGGCCGAGUCUGCCGCCUCCUUCUCUUUUAUUAAAGCUGGUAAAGUUCGACUCAGCGGGGGAAUAAUGUUCUCCCUCUGCUGCUGUGUUUCUUUUCCAUUUCUCAUGCCUCAUGCUGACUUUGAUGAUGAUACCAAAGUGACACUGCGGUGGACCUUCAGCUGGACGGGUUCUCUGAGGACGUGAUGGGAAUGGUGUCCGUUGUUCCUUUUCAUGCAGAUUCAGUAGAUUUCCAGAGAGAGUGAAACUCUACCGAGGGAAUACACAGUCCCCGACACCGGGGUGUUAAAGCCUCCCUUCCCAGGCUGCUGCUGCUGCUGCUGCUGCACGCACUCCUCUGUGUUUUGUUGCUUCCUGCAGCGUUCAGCCUCUUUUUUAGUGUUUGUAGUCAAACAGUUGUUGAGGAGAAUGAACUCGUCUGGAUUUUCAUACCUGGAUUUAAUAUGAAGUUAUCUGCUGAGUUAUGUACGGUUUAAAUAAAGUCUGGUUAGUGAGGCGGUUGACUCCAGUUAACAUGAAAGUGACACUUAUGGGAAGUGCUUUCGCUAUUGUUUGACUUCCAGCGAAGUGACACAGAUUCAGAGACGUGUAAAUGAUGCUCUGAUUAAAAACCGCCUAAACAACUACCUGCUCCGUUCAUUUGACCUGUUUUUGUCAUCGACCUGCGGGCUCUGCAGUCUGCAGGUUACCAUGGGAAACCUUUUUUAUUUUUACAUUUUCAUAUUAAUAUACUACAAAUGCAGUUAGUCCUCUGUGUUUGUAAGUCAGGAGAGGUCGACUGAUUAUCCUCAUGAGCCUGAAUCAGUAUUUUAUUCUCCUCGUCACCGAUAAAAGAAAUUAAAUAAUUUAGAAGAUGUUUAAUCUUCGCUUCUUUUCUGGUGUUUGUUUCCCUCUAUGUCUGUUUUUUUGUCCUGCUAUCUGAUUGGCUAUAAACCGUGCAACUGCGCCACUUUUUCGGUAAACGCGUCAUUCCUGUAUAAGACGUUAAAAGUUUUUUAGUUUUAAAUUUUUGUUAAAAGCUUUUAAAGAAAAUCUUGUGUUUUAGUUAAAAAUAUUUCAAGGUCUGAAUCCAAACUGGUUCCAAAUAUCUGUUACUAGUCUUCAAACCACUGAUAACCUGUACUGGUAUUAGUAUCUGUAUCAUUAAUUAUUGGUUUCGGUAUUGGCCCUGAAGGACUGAUAUUGGUCGACCUCGACUGGAUGGCGUCACCACAAACUACAGGAGUCUUCAUAAGCUCUGCUCAGAGUUGGUUUGGGUUUUUGGCCUGUAGGUAGAAACAUAGAUGUCUCUCUUUGACACCCAUAAGAUUAGACGAUUGGUUGAUUGAUUAAUUAUGAAAACUAUCAGAUAGUUAAUUGCAAACAAGGCCUUUGGCUGGUUGUGGAUUUGUUCCAGGUAGAUGUCAGGAAACACUCCUAAAACCUCUUUAGAGUCGUUUUUUUCUCUACUCUUCCAUUUUUCCUCUUUUGUUGCGGCUCUAAUCUAAUUACGAUGCAGUUAUUCCCUAAUCUGAAAGCUCCUCCAUCAAAAUAUGCGACACUAAUCCCGCCUUACUUCACAUAGUUAGCCCUCCAAAGAGCUUUACCCCCAACGACAACAAGACGAGGCUUUGUUUGAGUCUCCAAACUCGACUCGCUCUCCUUCAUUUCUCAAACAGAAAUAAAUGAGGUCAUGGAGGUCAAGCCUACAGUUGACCCGCUCUGUUUUCAACACAACAGCCUCUAAACACGUUCUUCCUGACAGCACAGGUAUUUUGAUCGGGCGCCAACAACAUGGCACAGACGUUUAAUUGCACGGGUUUAAUUCUUCGCCAUCCGCCGACCCCUGCUCUCCUUAAGACAGUCGGCUCAGUUUCCUUUCAUUUCUGCAUGACUGUCUCUCUUUCUAAUGUCUCGUACUGUAAGUGUCAGCCAUGUCUUAAUGAGGAUUAAUGAGGCUUUCGCUGCAAAAGUUGGGAUUAGGAGAUCGGGGAGGAUUUUAAUUAAGAUGAACAAGACUGCACGUUAAACUCGCUUGUGCGGCGUGCACGGAUAAAAAGGAUCAUGGCGAGCUGGGCUGCGUCUCUGAGUUUGAAAUGAGCUCGCUUUAAUAAAUCAGCACAGACACUCGGAGGGUUUUAACCUUUUGUGUCACCUUCAAACCUCUGAUACGACCUCUGGCUUUUUCAUCUAACGUGCUGCGGGAAGAACUCGAACUUCCUCGUGUGUUUCUGCACGUUUUUAAUCCGAGUUAAUUAUUUACAGUUUCUGAAAUAGAAGUUAUAUAUUAUUCAGGCUGCAGUCAGACAAGAUCAGUGAGAUAACUGAACAGAUAAACCCAGGACUGUUUCAAAGCGGAUAAAUUCCUGUUCAUAAACUGAUAUUUUAAAUUCUGGUCACAGAGUCUGGGUGCGGCUUCAGUUAGCAGAGCUAGCACCACCAGUCUUCGGACCGCCCUGCAGGUUAACGGUCAACUGUUUAUUUAACUCCUUCGCCACAGUGUCAACAAGCAGAGAGGAGGUGUGCAGGACUCUCGUUGUGAAGCGGCUCAGUUUUCACCACAGCAGCCUGAAGUCGACGCUCCUCUGCAGGUCGACCGUGUCUGAGGGUUUGUGCAGGAUUUUAUCUCCUCUGUGCGUCUGUCUGGAGUUUUCUGGCACGGAGAGAUAAGAAGUCAUCAUGUGUCUACUGACAGUAUGUGGAGCAUGAACCGAUAAAUAAAAAAGCACACAUAAUAAUGAUGAUCUCCUUCCAGGAGGAUGUGGAGUUUUUUAUUUUUUUAUUGCUUAAUCUGCUUUAAUGAAAGUUUAAUAAUAAGGAGUGUUGAGACUCAGCCCCGUGACUUUCUGUUCCUGAUUUAGUUUUUAAAAGGAGUUUGAAAAGUGGAGAUAUUUCCACAAAAACACAGAGUUUGUUCUGAAUUAUGGUGCUGAAUCAUAUGAAAGCUUAUUUCCCUAAAAACUAUUAUAAAAUAACAAACAGCAGAUCUGAUUUUGACUCUAAAGUCGAGUCUUUAUAAGUCGAGAGUUUUCGCUCGCUUUCUUAUAACUUGUCAAAACAAAGACGUUGUUGAUGAUGUUGAAGAGUAAAAAUGUCUGUAAAUGAAGCAAAGAUCCUCGAGAAGUUCCAGGAAUUAAUCAAGUAAAUUUUGGUUUUAGAUAACAUUGAAUAAGAUGUGUAUAUUUGGGACAUUUGACAUGAAAUGAAGCGUAAAAAGAUAUUUUGAAGAUCAGGGUUUAGAUUUGAGUUUUUACGGUGCAGACGUCAGUCAGUCAGUCAGUCAGCUGACUCUCAUGCUUGUAUGUUUGAGAGAUUUCAUUCAUUCACUAAAUUUGAGGAUAUUUUAUAAAAAGCGUCUGUAAAACUUGUGAGGAGGUACAGUUGUACAGUUGUAGAAAUAAAAGUCAGAACCAUAUUUGGAUCCAGAACCUCUGCAGAGUGGAGGGACUGGAAAAGAGGGCGGAGCCGAGCGGCGCUGAGGUGAGCACAGGGGACAUAUUGGAUUCCCCACAGCUGUGUAAGCUGACACUGGAGGUUGUGGCGUGAGGAGGGACGUGCCGGUAGCAGCGUAGGCCAUCGCCGGUCUGCCACACUCUGGCACCGAGCUGCUGCCCGUCUGUCUGUCUGUCUGUCUGUCUGUCUGAGGGCGGGCCAGUUUUUCUUCUUCUUUUUUUUUUCCAGCUGUAAAAUAUCUGACCUAAUUCUGAGGAAGUUCUGUGGAAGUCCAGCUGUGAUGAGUCACUAACUGAGUCCUGAUCCAGUGGUAGGAAACUGCUGCUGCUGCUGCCCCCAGGAAAAGAUCCAUGAAGUUGUGCAAACUCACUCAAUGUUUUCUGAAACAAGGAGGGUCUUUGUCUGCUCAGCAGCACCUUCAGGAUAUUUGUGAAUAUUUCCUUUUGUCGUCGGCUCCUCUGUUGACUUUUCUUAAACUAAAGAGACACAGAACUGGAGACAUGAGGCCGCACAUGUGAAGCAGCGAGUACACUGACUGUAAUUAUCGCUCUUAUGUCAUUUAUAAAACACAUGGACUUUAGUCAGAGAGAGUAAAAUACUCAACUUUUAUAACACUGCAGUGAAACUCUUUCACCAUCACAUGCUUAAAAACAAGUUUAUUUUUUUAUUUGGUGGUUUAAAAAAGCACAAAGGCUCAUGGGAAACAGAUCUGCGGUCAUGUUUUCAGUCCAGCUGCUGUGGGUUUGCAGAGAACAUCAGUUUAAGACGAGGACGGUGACCUUUUCUGACCUUCUGGAAAACCUUCUAGGUUGGAUAUAUUUUCCUGUAAAUACGGCGGUGAAGUUAGUUUUAGGAUUAAAGCUACAACAAUAAAUCCCCAUUUCUUUACCCUUUCUCCCAGAAUUAGAAAACUCUUCAGUUCUUCACUCAGAGGAUCCAGACUUUAAAAUCUUCACCUACUGAACACAGACGGUCAGUUUAGAGUCGCUGUGAAGAACCACCCUCAGUUUUCACCUCCUGCCCGUAUUUACAGUAAAUGUAGGUCAUUAACUUUUAUUUUGAAGGACUCGCACUUUCAGCUUCCUGUCGCCCUUAAAUUUUCUUCGAAGAGGUUAACCACAACAUCCUCAUGUCUCAGAAGAUGUACGUCAGAAACACCCCCGCCCCCCGGGGCCAGCUGACUUCAGAGGUCUGAGGUGGUGGUUUCCUGAUGGAGUCUCUGUGUAUUCACCAUUAAUCGAUGUAAUGAAACCAUGAAACAUGAACGCUUUAAUAUGAGAGGGUGAAGGAUUCAUCACGCGUGUUUGCAGAGGGUUAAAAUGACAGAUGAUGAUUUGUUUACAUGACUUAAAAAAAAAAAGGAAGAGAUGUUGGCGUGACCUGAUGUUCACACGAACUUCCUCUUUAUUAACACGCCGUCAUCAGGUGUUUUCAGUCACUCCGGUCGACGCCGUCACUGUUUACCUGUAAAGAGCAGAAAUUUAUGUUGCCAAGCAACCAAGUCUGCUAUCAACGGUUUUUCGACCGUGUCCUGCAGCAGCGACCAGACCGGACGGGUCACUUUUUAAUUUUCACAUGCAAAGAAGAGCCGGACGUGUUUGCAUAGAGGGAACCAUCUGAGUGACUGACUGACCAGUGAGAGUCUGAAACUUUAGAAGGUCGAACAAGUUUUUCUUUAGAACAAAAGAUUGAGAGGAUCUUUUGUACCAACAGCCAUCAGGCUUUAUAACUCUUGUGUAAGUAAUAGAUCAUUUUAGAGACAUAUUAUGUGAGACGACAGACAUUUGAAUUUACCUCCAGGGAUCAAUAAAGUUCUUCUUAUCUUCUUAUCUUUAAUAUAAAGGAAAGUUUUUUUCUUUAGUCUGAUAAUAAAACCUGAUUUUAAAAUGAUCUUUUAAUCAUUUUCACAAAUCUGGUUCAAAGUUUUACACUCGGAGAAUAGAGCAGCUUUUCGGUUUUCAUCCACACGUAUUUUCCCUAAACUUAGAAAAUAUUAAAUUUUCACUCUAAAUGUUUUUACCUGCGUCUCCUGCUAGUCUUUCUAAAUGAGCUUUAAUGUGACUUUUCCAGAUGUUUGGAGAGUGCACAUCAAAAACCACCGUGUCUUAAUUUACCUCGGAGGAAAUCAGAUUUUUAGCAUUUCUGGAAACAAACACCAACUACUAAAUCAUUGAUUAUAAGGACAUGUUAAACAAACAGUUUUUAAUCCUGUGAACAACAAAUAUAAUUCAAUAAUCGAAAACAAAGAAAACCAAAACUUGAUAAAUCAAUAUCAGGGUGUUUGAGAUCGCCUCAUGUCCCUGAGGUUGAAUUCUGACUCAUUAGUUAUAUGACCCUCUGUUGUUUGACUGUAAUCUACUCUUCCUGGAGUGGGAUUGUCCAGCCGAGUCAUCGUGCGUGAGCAAACACACACACACACACACACAAACACACACACACCCAUUUAUAACAGUGAACACAAACACAGGAAGCUGCGGCGGAGCGACCCGGGUCCACAGGUGGAGAGUCUGAUCUGUGAGGAGGAGGGUUCAGGUUUUUAGAGGAGGAUUAAAGUUCCUGAUCAGAACAUAGUUAGAGAGGGUGUGACUGCAGAGCUUCAUUGUUUCCUCUGUCAGGAAGUCAUGUGUGUUUUACCGCCGUGUCAGACUCACCUCCCUUUAAAGGACAGGUGGAACGAGACGCACUGAAGAGGCUCGGCUGGUUUUAAGGACUUCCUCAAGUCCUGAUCGGGGUUUACAGAGUCUCCAGAACGUUACAUAAGUGUGUUUGUCUGAGCUGUAUGGGCCUUUACAAACAGAGAGUGUGUGUGUGUGUGUGUGUGUGUGUGUGUGUGUGUGUGUGUGUGUGUGUGUACACUGAGGGAGGUCUGGUGUAUUUAGGGUAAAGGUAAAGAUGUAACAGAGGAGUGUUUCAUUUACACACACACACACACACGUUUGACAACAAUAUGCAGCUGGAUUGGACCCUCCACAUGUUUGCUGGUCUCUGCAGUUAAUCCCAGGAGGGGGGUCCGGAUUGAAACAGACCCCCGCAGAGACUUUUCCCACAUGACUCUGUUUCUCUGUUUGCAGCUGGUUUUGGACUCGGACUGUUCUGGUCGGCGUCCACUUUGGCAGCGUGGCUCCUUUAAGAGCCCAUCCCACCACUUGGACAAAUGUGUGUGUGUGUGUGUGUGUGUGUGUGUACGUCUUAUCCCUAAACACUCCAGUUAUGGACUUAAAGACCCUCACAACAAGGAAACUCAUUGGCUGCAGAGUGCAGGCGUGGUUAAACGUCUCUUUAGCUCUGUCUCCAGAAACCCUGACGUUGUUCAGCUCUCUCUCUCUCUCUCUCUCUCUCUCUCUCUCUCUCUCUCUCUCUCUCUCUCUCUCUCUCUCUCUCUCUCUCUCUCUCUCCUCCUGUCUCUCUUCAUCAUGCAGGCGAGGUUUUCAGGCCCUCACAAACAGCUCAGUUGUUGAGUUUUGUGUUACCCAGACUACCUCUGUCACCACCAGGAAGGCUGCGAUUUAAAAAGAGCCUGCAGCGUUUUGUUGAUAUUACAGGAAACAGACAGAAAUCCUUUCAUCGAACCCUGUGGGGUCUGUUUUGUUUUCCUCGUCCUCGUUGAAGGGUUUCAGUGAAAAUACCUCUGAUCCAACCUCGGGGGGUUUUAAUUUAGUCUGAAUAUGAUGGGGGUCCCUUAGACUUAGUGAGACUGAGCGAUUAAAACCUUUAUUAUCCAUGUUUUUAUUAAAAGAUGAUCUGAACUAAAAACUAAGAAAACACUUUUUAUUUCUCUGGGUUUUGUUUGGCAGUUUAGAGUAAAUCACUGUUUGGAUUCACUCACAUCAACAGGGACUCCAUAAAAACCAACAGCAGACGGAGAAACAGAGGAACUGUUUGGUAAAUAGACUCAGAGGAUUUAUCAUUUAUUUCCUUUAGAAGAGGUCAGAGGAGACUGAAAAAAAGGGUUUAAAUAUCAGACUCUCACGACCAGAAACUUUAGAUUUAAUUAUAGUUUUUAAAAAUGAAGAAAUGAGGUUUAAAUGGCAUCACCGGUCUUUGUAUGAGGAUGUAAGAAUGUUUUAAAUGGGCCUUAUAGUGAUUUGUUGGUGUUUGGAGUCAGCCCCAAGUGGACGCCGGAGGAACUGCACUUCUCCACUCCUGUGUUGGCGUCUCAUUUCAUAACUACAUGAUCUUUGUGGUCACAGCUUUGUCUUAAUCCCUUUAUUCCCGAUGAUGAAGUGAAAGUUUCUUCUCUCUUUGGGUUAAAAAGUCGUAAUUAAAAAAAAGUGACAGAUCCGGGUUUUCAAACUCUGUGUCCCGUCAGACCGACAUGUUUUAUUUCUACUCGUUCUGUUCGUGUGCGAUAAAAGCCGCAGAGUCAGAGGUGUUAUCUGCUCUUGUUAAGGUCAAGUCUAGAGAGAGUCUAAACAUGAAUCAUCCUGCCGUGACGGUUUAUUAUGGUGAGAUGUGGACAAUGAUGGAGAAGUCAGUCUGUUUGUGUUGGUCUGGGUUUAGGCUGAAGUACGUGCAGAAACCUGCGUCUUUACAGGGUUAGUUUUUCAAAAUAAAAGCACAGUUGAUUAUAUUUUAGCUCCAGGCUGUUUUUUCUGAGACGAGGAAACAGACGGUGAUUUUACUCUGUCUCUGUUAUUAACUUUUUGGUAUGAGGAAAAUCUCCGCUGAUCUGCUGAGAUCAGACACUGACAUGUGCCAGACCUGGGUCUGACCUGGGCCCCCUCUAAGAAGCAGGUUUAUGAAGUUACCUGAACCUGGAGCCUCCUUAGACCUGAUCCCAGUCUUAGUUUGUUGGAGUUCACCACAAAACCACCUUUAAAAACACGUUUCUUCACCUUUAUCCUGUUUUUGUUUUGAGUCCGUCUCCUAAAGCGUCUUUUUUAGGCUGUUGUCGAUGAUAUUUAGAGAGUACGUUUAUCAGACCUGCUGUAAACAGCUGGAGAGGCUGACUGACCUCAAUAUUGUUCUUUUUAUCAACAGCGACGCUUUAUCCUAAAACCUGGCAGCAUGUCCCGACUGUAAACCGACUCGUUUCUGUUUCAGCGCCUCUUAUUGUCGGAGUGUGAAAGUGAUCUUCGUGUUGAUCGUGUUUCUUAGCAGCUUCAAAUGUUGAACUGGUCGGACUGGUCUCUGUACUGACAGACCCUCUUCUCUUCUUCUUCUUCUUCUCCAGCAGCAGUUGACGCUCCCGCUGAUGAUGAGCGUAGGAACAGCCGUGAUGGGCUCCCUGCAGUUCGGCUACAACACCGGGGUCAUCAACGCGCCGCAGACCGUGAGUAUAAGUCUGCAAACAUCUUCAUUCAUCCCGCCAAGACGUUUAAACAUCAGAGUUUUUUUAUUAAACCUUUAUUUAACCCGGUAAGAACCCGUUUAGAUCCAGAUCUCAUUCACAAGAGUGACCUGGCCGAGAGCUCUGCAGCAACAAUAACAAAUAAUAAUAAAGAAGAAGAAGAAAACGACCUCCGGAAACAGAAUUAAAAACACGGACACUGUUCCAGGGUCUCCUAAAGUCUCUCAUGUCAGAUUAUUUCACCUAAAAAUCCAGAUCUUCACUCCUGAGUGUUUCUUCACCCUGAUAACGGCUCCUUCGCUCUCGCUCCACAUUAAAGAACAGGACAGGCGCUGCAGGGUGAGGGGUUGAGAUAAUUUUAGCUGCGUUCAGGUCCAUCAUGUCCAAGGACAUCAGUCUGAACAGACUCCGGGUCUUUGCCCAAACAUGGACCUCCUCUGAGCGGGACGGGGGGGACUGAGAAAAACCAGACGGAGGAAAUGAAACAAAAAGGUAGACGGAGACCAAUUAUUCCUGAAACCAUCAAAACUAAGAGAGGAGAUGCUUUUGUGACCCCCUCUGGACUCAGACCCCCUCUGGACUCAGACCCCCUCUGGACCAGAUCCAGUCCAGGUUUCAUUAGCAGACAGGUACACCAAAGACGCUCAUUUCCUGGGUUUGUCUGCAUGGUUAUAAUUUGGGUAAAUAACCUGAGCUGGUCCUGGUCUGAACACACCCUGAGGCCACACAGCUGUCUGCGCUCAGGACACACCUGCGUCACAGUGGGGGCCGAGGCUCCGCCCACUCCUUUUGUUCACCUGCAGAAAACCAAAGGUCUGAAUCUGAGGGCGACCGACGGCCACAGCUGCUCUGUAAUCAUCACACUGUCAGAGCGCACACACACACACACACACACACACACACACACACACACGCUCUGAAGUGAAGGACGCUCUGUUUCAUCAGCUGACCGUGAAGAAAAGAGAGUUUAGAUUCAGCUCUAAUGUUUAUUUGGAGUUAGAUAACGUUAAAAAAGAGAUUCUCUGUUUCUGAACUUUUCAUCAUCUCAGACUCAGAAGGAAAAGACGAAGUGGUCAGCAGAGUUUCAGGGGGGAGGAGUUUAUCAGCGGACUUAUGAUGAAAUCCUCAGAGAUUGUGAAACUGAACUACGUUUUAUUAUUUUAAGAACUGAUCCUCGAUUUAAGAGACGAACAGAUUUAAGAGGCGUACAGAUCAGCAUGUGAGUUUGUCAGUCAGUUACAAACUUAAUGACUCGUUUCCUCUUCUCUUAAACCGUCUCCUUGACAACGGUGACGUUUUUUUAUGACCGCCAUCAUCAAAUACAGUGAGUAAGAGAGCGAUCACUGUUUCUCAAUCACAGUCCUGUAUUUGUUUGAAAUGAAGUUAAAGCUCCUGUGAGGAACGUUCAGGUUUGGCGCCCCCCUGUGGACAGAUCUACAUGCUUGAAUCGUGUUUCUUCAGCAGGUUAAAACCAAAUAAAUUCGACUUUCAAAGACGGCAUGAUGUGAGUUUUUGUCUCGGAGGUCUGGAAACAUGUUGGAGGGGCGGCACAAGCUGCGAAAACAAAAGUUCCUCCUGGAGCUUCAAAGACCGUAACACCAAAAAUAACCUCUGAGAAGUUCUCCGACUUGUUCCUCAGGCUUUUUCUCGGUCAUCAUAUAAAGUCAGGAGGAGUUUUUAAUGUUAGUCUGUUUCAGAAUCAUCUAAAUAAAGUUUUAAAUCUCUCGUUUUUUUAGACAAAUCCUGAGAAAUGAAAGUUUUUUUUCUACAAAAGCUUCGAUUACUGAAAGUAGAUGUUGUGAAAAAAACCAAACUCACGAUGGGAGCGCUUCAGGGUCUUUAAGUUCAGCAUUAAAGGGUCUUUCUCAUGUCUAAACCUCCACAACACCUCAGCUGUUCACAUUUUUGCCCUGAACAUGGAAACGACACGUGUUUGUUGGUCUUCAUGGAGAGCCUGGUGAGGGGUGGGGGGUGAAUAUGCGGUCUGCUGCACACAGGACUAGUGUCAACCUGCCCUCUCGGCUUGUUAUCCCCUUCUUCUUACACACACGCGGUGAAGUCUGAGGAACCUCACGUGCGAAGGGUCCGACGGCGAGCGUGCCGGACUCUUAAUCAGCUCCUAAUCCCGGAUCAGUUAACGACCUUUUAAUGAAGAGGUUAUAAUUUCACAAAUACAACUUUUAUGCAGGAACAGUUCUGCAGAUAAUCAGCAGCACCUCUGGGUGUGACGUCGGCCUGACGGCGUCUAUGAUUAGAUUCUCUCUCUCUCUCGAGGGCCUUCCUUCGCCGCUCGCUCUCGCUCUUUCCUGUCCUCCCUCUCCUGUCUGCUGACUGCUCCACGUAGAAAAACAACAUCCUUAUUUGGAAGUUUAAUCGAGGGGUCAUCAGGGAUUUGUUUACGUUGGGUCAGCUGUGGGAAGGUCUUUAGUGCUAAAGAGCCGGGAUCGAGACUCUCAUGAGUUUAAGGAUCGAGUUUUUGAAGUUUGUCCUUCCUGAAUUCAACAAUCGAGGAAAUCUAACAAACGUUUAACUGAAGAAAGCGUUACACACUCUCUCUCUCUCUCUCUCUCUCUCUCUCUCUCUCCUGAAUCUGCACACACACACACACACACACACACACACACACACACACACACAGAGCUCACCUUGACAGAGCAGCAACAUGAAUAGAGCGACUGUUUCUUUGUGCGUUCAGAGGCAGCAGCUGGUCUGAGGCUGCAAACAGAAACACAAAAUCAUUACCUCAUUUUUCAUAACACUCGUCUCCUUCUUCUUCUCCUUCUUCUCCUUCUUCUCCUUCUUCUCCUUCUCCUUCUUCUCCUUCUUCUCCUUCUUCUCCUCGGUGCUUCUUUCUCAUGUCCUACAUGUUGUUGGUAUUUUUCAUCCAGUCUUUGAAAGUAAAAUUUAUGACUCAGACACCUGCAGGCGUCCUGGCAAGAAUAAAACCGACACACGUGAAGAGUCAGGUGGGGGACACAAAAACAAAACAAACCGGGACUUCAUCUAUAAAUAAGUCCUGAGUAGAGCUGGGCGACCCGGGAGUGUUGUGGUUGACAUUGAUGUGGUCAUCUGUUGAGCCUUCAUGGUCAUUUCUGUCGGGGGUAGCACUCAUUUUCUUUGUUUCUCACCAACAGUGCUGUCGGCUUCACCUGUUAAAGUGCUAUGGUUGGGUGGAGCUGCUGUCUGGUUGAUACUUGGUUCUAAUUCAGAACAUGAUUGGUUCAGACCCGGAGAAACUCCCCUUUUCAUUGGCUGUUCGUAUAGUCGACCGAAACAUGGCAGAAUGGCGAUUAUUGAAAAGGAUAUUGAUCGUGUUUUAUUCGAUAUUGAGGAAAAUUAAUUGAAAUCGUUUUAUCGCCCAGCCCUAGUCCUGAGUCUCCCCCUUUACUUCUAAGUCCUCACAAUCAGAGCUCAGGUCCAGGUCCCUCUCUGCCCUGAUUCUCACACUCAGUCCAUGAUCCGGGUACGAUUACGUGAAGUUGGCGUCCUGCUCGCCAUCAUGUGAAAAGGGUAAAUGUGACAGGAUGAAGGUCAGGGGUACAGUACGCCUGUAUAUGAUGACACCCUCGUGAUCGCUGCGGGGUCUUGUGAGUGGAAGCUGAUCCUGGAUCUGACCUGAUCUUUACGUGACACUCUAUAUGGACCCCUCCAGCUGAGCAGCACCCCUGAAAUAAUGGCCGCCGGCCCGGGGGGGCGAGGGCCCUGCUGAGUGUUUUUUUUCCGCUCACGCCUCGUGGAGCUUCAUGUUUCAAAAUAAACGAAGAGUGAUGUUAGACGAUCUCAGAGGCACAUGAUGGAGCCGCCGGGGCGGCCGCAGAGCUCUGGGAUUCACAGACGGGGCGCUGACCUCCAUGAAUCAUAGGAGAGGUGUCGCCGUGACGCACGCGGACACUCGCUCUACUUAACCCUGUCACAGGCUGGCAGGGCGAGUUUGUCAACACGCUGUCAUCAUGGAAGUGGAGGAACUGAAACCUGACACUUGUCUGCUCGACUGACCGGCUGUUCUGAAGCUGUGGUGAUGAUACUGUGCUGCCAUCCGGUGGUCAGAGCUGGUACAACACUGAGAAGAAGAAGAGGAACAUGUUUGUGAAGUUUGAGAAAAACCUGAUUUUGUUUUUUCUUGUGGUCCUCCAGGUUAUCGAGACCUUCAUCAACGACACCUGGAGGGACCGCUACCAGGAGGAGAUUACACCGGGCUCGCUCACCGGCAUCUGGUCCAUCGCCGUUUCCAUCUUCUCUGUGGGCGGGAUCUUCGGCUCCUUCUCUGUGGGACUCUUCGUGAACCGCUUUGGGAGGUACAGGAACAUCAUGAGUCUACUAUCAGUCACUUUAGAGGUUUUUGGUGUUUGAGGACCAGGUCUGUGAUGAGCCUGACAGUCUUCAGGACCCACCAGCUUUGACGUGACCGAAACAUAGAUCAGUUUAAACCUUUUAAAUCAGGUUUUCAUGUUUUUUCUUGUUGUUAAAUUUGGAGUUUUGUUUUUCCUCAGAUGUUAGAAGAGCGUCUAAACAUCAUAAAUAAAUCUUCUGACUGUAUGACCCUCUCUGUUGACCACAGGAGGAACUCCAUGCUCAUGGCCAACGUCCUGUCCUUCAUCGCCGCUGCUCUGAUGGGAUUUUCCAAACUCGCCAGCUCCUGGGAGAUGCUGAUCGCCGGUCGUUUCGUGGUCGGCCUCUACUCCGGCCUCUCCACGGGCUUCGUGCCCAUGUACGUCGGCGAGGUUUCACCCACGUCCCUCAGAGGAGCUCUGGGAACUCUCCACCAGCUGGGCAUCGUGGUUGGCAUCCUCAUCGCACAGGUCAGUGAGGAAGAGUGAGGUCAGUCGUCGUCGUUCUUCUAAUAAAACAUCGCAGACCUGACGGACGUCCGUUUGUCGGUUUCAGGUGUUCGGGUUGGAGGUCAUCAUGGGGAACGCGGAGCUGUGGCCCCUCCUCCUGGCCUUCAUCUUCGUCCCGGCUCUGAUUCAGUGCAUCCUGCUGCCCCUCUGUCCCGAGAGCCCCCGCUUCCUGCUCAUCAACAAGAACGAGGAGAACCGCGCCAAGAACGGUGAGCGGGUCCACCCGGGCCAACCCCGAGGAGCUGAAGCUGUAGGUUACUCCUGAAGAGUUUUUCAUCCUUUUCUUCUGCGUGUUUCAGUGCUGAAGAAGCUCAGAGGGACCACAGAUGUGAGCGCCGACAUGCAGGAGAUGAAGGAGGAGAGCCGGCAGAUGAUGAGGGAGAAGAAGGUCACCAUCCCGGAGCUUUUCCGCUCACCUCUCUACCGUCAGCCGCUCCUGGUCGCUGUUAUCCUGCAGCUCUCCCAGCAGCUGUCUGGAAUCAACGCCGUGAGUGUCCGCACCAAAAUAUUAUCCCAGAGCAGAUCUUCAGGAGAUCUGAUACCUUCUCUGAAGACUUGAAAGAAACACAAACAGAGCGGUCUGCGUGUCGGAGCAGAAAAACAGAUCCUGACUUAUGUAAGACGGAGACUCACUGUUUCUUUACUCCUCAGGUCUUCUACUACUCCACCAAGAUCUUUAAGGAUGCAGGAGUCGAGCAGCCCGUUUACGCAACCAUCGGCGCCGGAGUGGUGAACACGGCCUUCACCGUGGUGUCGGUAAGCUCCAAGAUGGUCACAUGACAGAGACGCCGUUUUGUAAAAGCUCCUCUCUCAGAGUUUAGAAACUGUCUCUCUUAUUUCUUCUUCUUCUUGUUGUUUUUUCUCCUCUCAGCUGUUCGUGGUCGAGCGAGCCGGUCGUCGGUCUCUGCACAUGCUGGGGCUGCUGGGAAUGGCGGGAUCUGCCAUCUUGAUGACCAUCGCCCUGGCUCUCCUGGUAUGAUGGUCCAGGUUUUUGGAGAUGUCAUCUGCUGAAGGUUCAUGAACAUGUCUGACCUCCUUCUUCUCUUGUCGGGUUCUUGUAGGAUCAGGUGAAGUGGAUGUCGUAUCUGAGCAUCGUGGCCAUUUUCGCUUUUGUGGCCUUCUUUGAGAUCGGACCGGGUCCUAUCCCGUGGUUCAUCGUGGCCGAGCUCUUCUCGCAGGGACCCAGACCUGCAGCCAUCGCUGUCGCUGGUUUCUGUAACUGGACUGCCAACUUCAUAGUGGGAAUGGGUUUCCAGUACGUGGCGGUGAGUCGUCGGCUUCCUUUUGAGUUUUUCAGAAUAAAACUUUAUCUUAAAAUAAAGUCAUUUACUCAGAUUCAACAUUAAAAUUUCACUUGUUUAAAGGAGAGUCUGUUUUUGGAGCUUUAAGGUGGAAAAAGGUCUAAACUGUCCCCCCAGCAUGAAGACCCUCCUCUUCUUUCAGAGCUUUAUGUUCAGAAUAAUUGAUCACUGAUUAUUGACCUUAAUGAGAGAUUGAAAAUCAUGUCUCCGUCUGCUUCUGCUGGUGUUUUAGUUUGACUGAUUUAUGAGAUGCAGCUCAGAUUUUAGACGACACAAAAAAAGUUCAGAAGUUGAGUUUUCUGUCUCUCAGAGGUUAAACCGUCUUUCUUCUUCUUCUUCUCUCUUUUUGCAGGAGCUGUGUAAGGCCUACGUCUUUGUCAUCUUCAUCGUCCUACUGCUCGGCUUCUUCGUCUUCACCUACUUCAAAGUGCCGGAGACGAAGGGCCGGACGUUCGACGACAUCGCCGCCGGCUUCCGUCAGACGAGCGCCGGAGGAGAGAAGCACUCGCCGGAGGAGCUGAACAGCCUGGGCGCCGACUCUCAGCUCUGAGUGACUGUUUAUUUUUGUUUUUUUUUAUUUACGAACUGUUUCUCAGACAGAGGAAGGAUCCAGAAGGGUCUGCUAACUCAUGAGUAGACAGAUUAGAGUCAUUUUCACACUUGUCUCCACAUUUCGGGCGUCUUUCCCAAACACAGAGCAGCCGUGUGUGACGUCUUCUGCUGCCCCUCACACACACCAACAGAAACUCCAUGGGCACUGUGUCGCCUGGCGGAUGUGGACCGGGGAGGAGCCGAGGAUAGACGGGGAGGGUUUUUAAUAUUUGAAGAUAUUUUCAGAAGGAGAAGGAGAGUCUGCAUCAAAAAAAGAAAGAAAGAAAAAAACCUUUUAAACCUUUUUACUGAUUUGAUCACUGAGCUGUGCUUCUGCUCUGUUCUCUGUAGCCUGUUACAGCACAGUCAGCUGUUUGUCUCUGUCAGUCAUACUGUAAAGCUCUAACACUGUAGACUCUCGCACUGUAGAUGCUGCACAGACUGUCACCACCAGGUGGUGCACUGCCCUAAAAAAACAGUCCCAGUUCUACCUUUAUUUAAAGUCACUGAGUACACAAACUGUGAUAUGUCUUUAAAGAUGCUGUAAGGAUUUUAACGUUUUAACUCUCUGUUUAUUUGACUUAUUUACUCUCGCUGGACUUUAUGUUACUCUUCGAUUGUUAGGUUUGAUAUUUCUCUUCCUAAAAGACAAAACUGUUUUUAAUGUGUCCAGAUAACAUGUAAAGUAUCAAUUAACCAUUUUUGUAUUUAAAUAUCAUUCCUGCUUCAUCGUGGAUUUCAUGAAAUACAACUCCAAAUGUCAGGACGCUGUGAAAACUGUCGAUAAAAACCGACUUUGAUGGUUUGGAAGUCAUCCUAAUCUGAGGCGACAAAACAAAUGUGAGAACUGAACUUUUUAUCACAGCUGUUAGAAAUCUGAUCUUUGCGGCAUGUCUUAAAAGCAACUAAAGCGUCGAGUCUGUCCUGAGUGAAAGGUCGACCUCACUGAGAGACUGCGUGGGCGAGCAGAUCACCAGAUCCAGAACAGAGUGAAACCCUCGUCUAAGGUCCGUGAUAUCCUGUAAAAACCCUGAAAGAGUCUGAAACCAUCUCUGAACAAAAGGCCCCAAACUAAAACUGGACACUAAGGAUCUACGUUCUCUCUGCAGGUUCUGACGCACAAUUCAGAUUUUUUGUUAAAUCCGAUCUUUUUGUGCGGUCGUUCACAUUACAACAACGAAUGCGUCCGUGAAGUGACCCUCAUGCACACAAAGCACAGAUUGAUUUCUGCGCCUGUUUGUGUUGUCGAACAAUGGUGACGUGAGCUGUACGCGACCUGAGCGUCCACACUGCAGUCACAUCGGAUACAUAUCUGAUUUAUAUCCACAUACAGAAAAGAGGCCUGGGUCGGAUCAGAACCAAUCAGAACUGACCUGUUCACACUUAGAUGAAAACAUCAGAUAUGAGUCACAGAUGGUUAAAACAUCAGACCUGACCUGCAGUCUGAACGUAGACUAAGACUCUGCAGCCUCAUGACUCUGUAGUGGAAAUCACCGCGUAGACUUCAGUCACUUCCUUCAUUUUCACAGUCAGCUCAUUUUAUUUCACAAGAUGAAGUUUUUAAACGAUUUCAAACCAUCAAAUUCUGCUUUGAUUUGUAGUUUUCACACCUGUCCACCUUUUUCAGGAGUUACUCGUAUUUAUUGGCAUUUUUUUGUACCAGAGUAUCUGAAGGAAAACUGACAAGAACUUCUUUACAAUCACCAGCCCUAAAGUCUAUCUGACGGCACAGACAGGAUGUUUGUGAUCCGAAGUGCCUGUUCAAAGACCAUCCAGCCUCCUGUGCCUCCACAUUUUCAGCCUUAUCACUUUUCCAGGAGGCGGAGUUUGAGGUCAGAUCGCUCUGAUCCAGACAGAUCGCUGGAAUUUUUCUGAAUUGAGAUCAUAAGUGGAUCUUUUCAGCGUCUUGUCAGAGCUGUCUGGGUCUUUUCACUCGAUUUUAAAGCUGCAGCGCUUCACGCCGUUCCUCUGCGACAACUUCACAGCAUCUUCAGAAAAUCAGAGAGUAAAUAACGGGGACCAAAGCUGCUUUAUUUUUUAUGGAGGGGGGGGUCAUCAUCCAGGUCAAAGACACCGUGUCGAUCAGCUCCAUGAGGGUCCACAGUGAGCUGGACUGAUUCUCCUCUGGAGGUUGUUGUUUUGUUUUUGUCUUUCUGCAGUUUUUGUUCUCUCUCUCUCUCUCUCUCUCUCUCUCUCUCUCUCUCUCUCUCUCUCUCUCUCUCUCUCUCUCUCUCUCUCUCUCUCUCUCUCUCUCUCUCUCUCUCUCUCUCUCUCUCCCUCUCCCUCUCUCUCUCUCACUCGUCGAUGACUGCUGUAUCACUCUGUUCGACUCUUUCUGCUCUUUAAAAACAACAUCGUUUAAGGAAAGUUAUCUCUCUCUUUAGCGGCACUUUAUUCUCCGUCGUUCUUUGUUACUGUUUUAUAUUUUUUAUUUUCCUCACAGUGUGGAAACGUUACUGAGGAGAGACUGAAGUACUGCUGACGGACUACUUGAUGUUUUUGUGCGUUUGUUUCAUUUAUAAAUUUUAUCGAUUACAGCCUUCUAUGGAGCACAUUUCGGCGCCGUUCGUGGUCUAAAAAUGGACCCUGAAAUGAAAUCCAACACAGCAGUCCAAAUCCUGUUUAUCAUCAUUCCAUACCUGGUUGUUCAUUUUUGUACAUACUCGCUCUUUCCUCUCGUUUGAGGCGUCGUGUCACUCAUCCUGGAAAAGCACUGUAACACCCACUCUCUGUGCCUUUCGAUGGCCUUCACAUAUCUGCACCAGCAAACACACACACACCAGCGAAAUCAUGUAACCGCACAGAAGAAGAAGAAAAACACACACACACACACUGACGUCGAUUGUGUAACUGUAUUUUGAACGUGUACAUAUCCAGCGGUCUACUGGGGCAUUCAGUUUUAAUGUUGUCUGUAGCCUUUGAAAUCUCUGAUGGCACAAGUUUGUGGUUUUAACAACAACAACAACAUGAUGAUGAUGAUGAUGAUGUAAAUAUGACUGGGUCACUCUGGCUUCACUCACUCUAAAUGUAUAAGAUAUAUAUAUUUAACUUUUUUAAUAGGUGAGUUCAUGAUUAGGGCGCGUUAAGCUUCCACACCUCUGUUUCUUUAUGAUUUUAUAUCUGAAGAGAUGUCGUGGCCUAAUAUCUCUAUCUUUAAUUUUAAUUCAGAUUUUGAUGAGAAACAUUCAGUAGUGUUUUCAUGUUAGUGCACAGAGUGUAUUUUAAUGUUUGUAAUAAUAAAAGAUCUGUGUGUACGGUGUUGGAAUGUGAAAUAUGAAAUGUGAUGAUGGAUGUUGUCCCGUGUGGAUGUCCACACACGUGUAUUAGUGGUUCAAUGGCUGAAUAAAAGAAAUCAUACAUACAGAGAAA